Messenger RNA from Sphaeroforma arctica JP610, 550 nucleotides. RefSeq lists its product as hypothetical. Gene Ontology annotation, biological process: regulation of translational fidelity. Lineage: Eukaryota; Ichthyosporea; Ichthyophonida. The record is from RefSeq and is a predicted model, not a curated record. The transcript has 3 exons. Bases 142 to 549 code for a protein of 135 amino acids.
CUUUAUUAAUGGCUUUCAACUGUCUGUACUUAUAUCUUUUCAUAUAUAUAACGUCCAUGCGAUCUGUAGACUGUAGGCGUACAUUUACUUUAAGCUCUAUAUACCCAGAAUAAAUAUCAAUAUAUAUAUUAUUUUUACAGAAUGUCUGUUAGAUUGUGGUGUUGUAGACCGGUUACACACCUACUCACAGCUCGAACCGUGUGCAUUCAACAUAGUAUGCGACAUGUCUCCAGUGAUGUGCUACCUUCAAAGCCAACGUGGUCGGUACGAGAACUUCUCAGGAAGCGAGACGACGUGGCUGUAGAUAAGAAAGAUAUACUCAAAGCGGCUGCCCUGUGUCAGAUAUCGAUGAGUGACAAACAGCUGAAGACAGUGACCAAGGAAGUGGAAGACCUGCUGCACUUUAUUAAACACGUACAGGAUCAGGACGUUGAGGGAAUCGAACCCACCUACUCGGUGAAAGAUCAGAUUAACAGACCCAGACCAGAUAUGCCUCUGGAGGCCCAGCCAGACCAAGCACACAUCACCAAACAUGCGAAGGAGGUAUGAG